CCGCAAUAAACACCACGACCCGAUACAUCAGUCGUCUGGAGGACUUUCGCAAUGUCUGGCAAUCAAAACACCCACGAUGGUCUCGACCAGAAGCAGGACAAGCUUGAGGCUCAAAUCAAGUCUGUGGAUAUGAGCGACGACAUGCAGAAUGAAGCGAUCGAAGUUGCUCAGGAGGCCAUGGACAAGUACUCGAUCGAGAAGGAAAUUGCGCACCACAUCAAGAAGACUUUCGAUGAGCGCAAGGGAGCCACAUGGCACUGCAUUGUCGGCCGCAACUUCGGCAGCUUCGUCACUCACGAGACGAAGCACUUCAUCUACUUCUACUUGGGACACUGCGCCAUUCUGCUUUUCAAGACCCAGUAGAGAAGUCGACGACGACGACUACGACGAGUUCAGCCUCGCAAUACAAGACACCUUGCAAACGCAGACUACAAGAACAAAUUUCAGCCGCCAUUUAAAGGCCUCCGUUUCUGCGAGCGUUUCGAUCCAUUCUGCUCAGUCGUCAACGUUUACGCCUACGAUCUCAGCGCACGCUUCAUUUUGAACAUCAUGGAUUUGCGCUCGCGGUCAUCAGUGAUGCUGCCUAUGGUAUCAAAGCGAGCAAAGCCGGAAUCAUUUACCCGUUUGGCAAUAGUCGGAACUAAAUGAGCCUCACAU
Zymoseptoria tritici IPO323 is the source of this 657-nucleotide messenger RNA. Its product is annotated as dynein light chain DYN2. The transcript is spliced from 7 exons. NCBI's taxonomy places the organism in Eukaryota, Fungi, Ascomycota, Dothideomycetes, Mycosphaerellales, Mycosphaerellaceae. Gene Ontology annotation, biological process: microtubule-based process; cilium assembly. Gene Ontology annotation, molecular function: dynein intermediate chain binding; dynein light intermediate chain binding. Gene Ontology annotation, cellular component: cytoplasmic dynein complex. Bases 52 to 363 code for a protein of 103 amino acids. The record is from RefSeq and is a predicted model, not a curated record.